This is a messenger RNA of Colletotrichum tamarilloi, 1530 nucleotides long. RefSeq lists its product as uncharacterized. The transcript has a single exon. The record is from RefSeq and is a predicted model, not a curated record. Bases 1 to 1530 code for a protein of 509 amino acids. Gene Ontology annotation, molecular function: oxidoreductase activity. NCBI's taxonomy places the organism in Eukaryota, Fungi, Ascomycota, Sordariomycetes, Glomerellales, Glomerellaceae.
AUGUCUACCAGCCUUCUAUCCACGCACCGGUCAGGUCCUCCGGGCCAUCCGGGACCCGACGCCAACUACGUCGACGCCGACACCCUCCGAACGACCUUUGCGCUCGCAAUGUCCGCCAUGUACAAGGCCGAGGUGCCCCUCUACGGCGACCUCAUCCAAAUCGUCCAAACCAUCAACAGAGAUGCCCAGUCCAAGCAACGCCACGGCCUCGGACACGGCUCGAGCUCCGCAACAAUGGAAGCCAGCAUCGAGCGCCUAGCCCUCGAACGGCACGGCGCAAUCCGCCUCGGCACCCCGCAAGAGCUCCACACCGUCCGCCGCAUCUUCGCCCUCCUCGGCAUGCACCCCGUCGGCUACUACGACCUCUCCGUGGCCGGCCUGCCCAUGCACGCGACCUGCUUCCGCCCGACGUCGCCGCACUCCCUGGAACGCAACCCCUUUCGCGUCUUCACAACGCUCCUCCGGCCCGAGCUGCUCAAGUCUGGCUCGGCGCGAGCCGUUGCCUUAAACCUCCUUGCAAAGCGCGAUAUCUUUAGUGAUGCCCUGUUGGAGCUUCUAAGCAUAGCUGAGACGUGUCAGGACGGUCGCCUGACACCAGAGCAAGGGGAGCGGUUCGUGGUGGAGGCGAUUCGCACGUUUAGCUGGCAGCCCCUCGCGGCGGCUACGCACGAAGAGUAUGCCCUCUUACGGAGCGAGCAUCCCAUCUUGGCGGAUAUCGCGUGUUUCCGCUCGUCGCACAUUAACCACCUCACGCCGAGAGCCCUGGAUAUCAAUGCCGCGCAAGCGGCCAUGCUUGCCGCGGGUAUGGCUGUUAAGAGCCGUAUCGAGGGCCCGCCGGUGCGCAAGUGCCCAAUCUUGUUGCGUCAGACGAGUUUCCUUGCGCUACAGGAGGGUAUUCGCUUUGCUAUUUCGGGAAGAGACGAGUUUGUGGAUGGUUUCCAUAAGGCUCGGUUUGGUGAGAUUGAGGAGAGGGGAGCUGCUGUUACGCCUGCAGGCAGAAAGCUCUAUGACGAACUAUUGGAGGAAGCAAUGGCAAUAGUACAGAAAGAGGGGGAAUCUUCUGAUGCGAAGUUGGUGGACGAGACAUUUGUAAAGGUCUUUGAAAAGUUCCCCGAUAACUGGGACGAGCUGCGGCGGCAAGGGCUCGUUUACUCGGACUAUCGAUGCGCAGAAAACGCCAAAGAGAAGCUGCACAGCUUGGAAAAUAUCGAUACAGCAGACCCGGCUUCUCUCUUGGAUCGGCUCGUCUCCGAGGGUGUGCUCGAAGCGGUGCCCAUCACGUACGAAGACUUCUUACCCUUUUCGGCUGCCGGCAUCUUCCAGUCGAAUAUCCAGGCCGGGGCUAGCCCAAGCAAACCUACGAUAGGAGAGGAUGAGUCGACGCGACCCGAUGUAGAUGGCUACGAGAAGGCUUUGGGGAGAGGUAUCCUCAACGCAAACGACUUGUAUGCGCAAGCGCAGAUGAAGAGCUUGCAUACCUGCGCGGAAGAGCUUGGUUUGAGUAUGGACAUGAUUCCACGGCUUUACUAA